UAAACAAAACAGUUGAAAACACGUUCAACUAACAGAACUGCCGCAUGGAGCUGUCAUGAUACACGUUAUAGCCUUCAAUCUGCGACAAAGCCAAGUAAAAGAGUAGCCUGUUUAAGGACAACAGGUCUUGUGUUUCUCCAUGGAUGCUCGAGACUCCAGUGGAAGCACCACAAGGGAGGAGGGGCCCAGCAGUCCCUCCAAGGUGGCAUGCAGUGAGACCCACAAGGUACAGGUGGCAGUGAACCAUGGCCAGGGAUACCUUUGGGAUGUACGUGAUGUGUGGCAUUUGUGGCUUAACUGCCGCAUGGUGGGCUGCCUGGUGGGCUCACUGCCAAGGCAUCCUCAUCAGUCCUGCACUCUGGGACUUCCUUUGCUUCUCUUGCCUGAGGAGGUAACUCUACUUGUGGAGGAAGGACUAGGGGAAACUGUAACAUACAAGGAGAUGGAGGAGAAGCCAUCACAGACACUCAAAGACACCUUCAGUGAGUGUAGAGAAAGGUGCUACAGGGAGCAGGUGCAGGAGGCAGCCGUACAGCGAAGGGAGCAGGUGAAGAGGAUGGCAGACAAGAUCCUGGAGGGUAAAAGGAAGAAAUUCCUCAUAAAACAAAAGGAGAAAAAUGAGCAAGUUAAUGGAAGUGAGACCAAUGGAAGUGUGGAGGAAGAAUUUAUUCUUACCAGAGAGGAUGUGAUACAAGAGGAGGAAGCAAAACUACAACCUCUACCCCAACAUUUACAAAUAGUAGAGGUGUUCACCCGUCACCCACUUCUAGAUCAGCUGACCACGGAACAUUGCCCAUGGCAUUACCCGAUCACCCAAGAGGAGAGAGUGAGGUACAAGGUGUUCCGUGAUCUUUGGCAUCAGGGUCACUACCUCACUUCAGGCAUCAAGUUUGGGGGGAACUUUCUUGUGUAUGCCGGGGACCCUCACCUCUACCAUGCACAUGCCAUAGUGAGGUGUGUUGGGGAGCAGCAGCUACGUCAGGGAGGGGAAGUUGACUUGGUUGCUGCUGCUCGAGUGGCUGCAUCUACCAAGAAAACAUUUGUUCUUGCUAGCUUAGAUAACAAUGGGCGAGUACAGUACCGUUCCUACCACUGGUUUGAGGAAAAAGAGGAAGAUGAGGAGGAAAAUAUAAAUGAGAAUGAUGAGGAGUUGUAACAAAAGCUGAAAAAGAUGGAUCGUUGCUUGCUCAUGAGUGAUAUGGGAUUUUAAUGCUGUGAUAUUUUCAUUUAUGGAAUUUAAAUAUUUCCUUGCAAACUUUGCUCAACAUUGUAUACUUUGAAACUGUGUUGGAUUUAAACAUUUAUGAUUACA
Molecule: messenger RNA, 1312 nt
Organism: Portunus trituberculatus (swimming crab)
Lineage: Eukaryota; Metazoa; Arthropoda; Malacostraca; Decapoda; Portunidae
Gene: Tsen34
Product: tRNA-splicing endonuclease subunit Sen34-like
Exons: 2
Coding region: 140-1156 (338 amino acids)
Biological process (GO): tRNA splicing, via endonucleolytic cleavage and ligation; tRNA-type intron splice site recognition and cleavage
Cellular component (GO): tRNA-intron endonuclease complex
Molecular function (GO): tRNA-intron lyase activity; nucleic acid binding
Source: RefSeq, a predicted model, not a curated record